Messenger RNA from Amblyraja radiata (thorny skate), 1795 nucleotides. Its product is annotated as THAP domain-containing protein 5-like. The transcript has 4 exons. Lineage: Eukaryota; Metazoa; Chordata; Chondrichthyes; Rajiformes; Rajidae. The record is from RefSeq and is a predicted model, not a curated record. Bases 274 to 1656 code for a protein of 460 amino acids.
CAGACCAGCCCCAUCAGGACAGCAGCAGCAGCCCAUUCGUCCCCUCUAACAGAGGGCGGCCAUCCGAUAAUCUGGCAUCGUGGGGUUUUAGUGUCAAACUGGCCGGUUCCCUGGGCUAUUGGAUGUUGCUAAUAAUAUCCAAACUCAGUGGUUCAAUUGUCACAUAUAUCUGAGCACAGUGAAAUUAUUUUUGCAUCCAGUUCAGUGGCAACUCUACUAUCCAUCAGGUUUCCAUCGAAUGACAAAGAAAGACUCGCGCAAUGGCUUUCAAAUAUGAAAAGGGAGAAAUGGGUUCCAUCCCAGUACCAGUACAUCUGCAGUGAACAUUUUACUCCUGAAAGCUUUGAAUGGAGGUGGGGGACACGAUACUUGAAGGCAGGUGCCAAACCUACAAUUUUUUCUUUUCCGGAGCAGCCUACGCAGAAAAGGAAAGCUGUUGCUCGAUCAAAUGGAAAUAAACGGCAAAAAAAGAGGUUGGAAGCUCAAACCAAUGAAGAAGAACCACUGCAGCAAGAGCAAACUGUUCCAGUCCAGUCUCCUGAUUCAAAAGCACUUACAGUCCUAACCAUGUCAUCAGAAUCGACUUGUUUAACUGAGGUAACUGCAUCUGCAUCAAUAAUUGAGUUUGAUAAGGUUGUCAUGUCCUCUGUGGAUCCUUGUGACAAAUGUAUAUCUGAAACUAUUACACCAUCUACCACAGCUUUAUCAAAUGAGGUAGUGAAUUCCUUUAAUCCACUUCAGAUGAAUAAAGAUGGACCAUCUCAUACUUUACUAGAAGAGCAGUCAGUGUUACCAUUUGAAAAUGUUGCAGCAAUUGAAACUGUGCAACUUGCAUCAACGCUGGCAUCAAUUGAAACCGAAGGAAUUACUGCAAUAAUGCCAUCUGUCAAAACUUUACAGUUUACGCCGAUGCAAACAUGUGAUGAUUCAGAAUCUGAGUUAACAUUAAUAGAAAUAGUAUUACCGGAACAAGACCAACAAAAUGUUGAGACAUUGUCAGCCAUCCAGCAAAACCCUCCAACACCAGAACUUUCAACCAUUGUAACAUCUGCUUUUAAGAAUGUUACUGCUUUAGCUGUAGAUUCAACUUCACAAGUGUUAUCACCCACGAACCUGUCUUCUCAGACAUCUCAAUUACUGACUGCUGCAGCUGAGCCAUUGAAAGCUGUCUCUACUUUUCAAACAGAAGUAACGUUGCCCUCUACACUCAUUAUGCCAAUUAUCUCAACUCCACCAGUUGACCAGAACCACACAGCUACCCCUCCUGCACCAGUUAUUGCAGCGGCAGAAACGGUCUUGACCACACAAAGUGAUACGCAGGAAGUACAAGAUGAACAUUCGUAUCACAAAAACGAUCUCACCAUUGAACAACUUGAAGAGAUUGUUGCUACCCUGCAGAAAAAAGUAAAAGUUAUACAGCAGCGAGAGAGGAGGAAUUCAGCCCGGCUGAAAGCCAUGGAAAAUCUUGUGGACCAACUGAAAAAGGAGAAUGUUAUUUCAGAGGAGAAGUUAAAAAUAAUGGAGAUGACUUGCUCACAGACAAAUGCUCAGGUUAUUAAUCCCUCCAAUACGGUCAUGGUUAUUUGUGAAGACAAUGGCAAUCUGAUUUAUACACUUCAGGAGUCACCAAUUGAAGAUGAUGAUGAUGUUCUUUGAAGAAAGUUUACAGCUUCAAGAAUACCUGCUUACUAAUCACUGCAACAGUUGUUGCAUGUUUGUUUGUUUGUCAUUCAUUCGUGAAAAUGCCUGGUUUUUUUUUUAAUGAAAAGAUUAAAUUAUUUUUUUAUUUCUACCA